Messenger RNA from Taeniopygia guttata (zebra finch), 21411 nucleotides. NCBI's taxonomy places the organism in Eukaryota, Metazoa, Chordata, Aves, Passeriformes, Estrildidae. The record is from RefSeq and is a predicted model, not a curated record.
UUUUUUUUUUUUUUUUUUUUUUUUGUGCAGAAGUCAUGUCUGAACAUUUUGAAGCCAUCUGGCAGUUUGGUGGCUUCAUAUCGUGGUUAUGUUCUGAAUAAGCCUAAAAGAUAGACAAGAGAGAGAGGGAGUGUUUGGAAGGGCAAAUUUGCCAGCAGCCACAUUUCUGGUGCUUAACUUCACAAUGAAAUACUUUGCUGUUGUCACCAUGAAUCUUAAUGAUUAAUUCUUUGCUUCUGGCAGUCAUGGAAUAUUGAAAAUUGCUAGAAAUACAAUCCAGACGAAGAGUGAGCCUGAGCCAACUUCCUGUCACAUGGAUGCCAUAUACAAAUGGAUGGAUAUUAUUUUAUAUAACAUUCCUCUAACACUUUCAACUAGUUGUUUUUUUUGGUUUUUUUUUUAUAUUCUACAAAAAAUGAAAAAGUUAUUUCUGAGCUGUUCAUUGUUUUCCUGUGCUGUGGUGAAAUAAUAAGAUUUGCAUGUGAUUUUUAUGUGCCUGUCUUAUGUGUUCACUCACCUGUGGAGACCAAUCAACAGCCACCAAUUUCACAAGAGCACCAGAAUAUUCUGUUAACAAAUAGAAGUUCUGUAUUUAGUGAAAAUACUGAGAUCUACUGUUCAUAUAGGGAAUCUCUACUUUCUGGAAUCCUAUGCAUCCGUGAGGUAUCUCCGAGAAGGAGCAAGGCAGCUGCUGCACUCAAUUUGUUCAAAUUCCCAGUUUUCAGCAGGACUUGGAACAAGAUGCAUGGCAUGCAACAAGCCAUCUGAUUAAUCAGCAGAGAAAUUGCAAACAUAGCAAUGUUUCAAGAUGAUAUAGGAAGAUCUGAUACUGUGUUUUCCUUGUCUCCUUGUGCUUUCCAUAUAUAGAUCUUUGCCCUUGCUCUUCCCCUCAUCUCCAUGAGAGUUCAUGUGAGGUUUGUAGUUUGACUAAACACAGGGCUGCCUGGAGUCUCUGCCUUUUGUUUUUUGCCUUCCUAAUUGGCUUUUACUGGUUAUUUUUCAAGCAUGAUGGUGUCAACUCAAUUUGCUCAGGAGUCAAUCAUGUGACAUCAUGAUGCUUAUGCAAACACUUCUUCCAUUUUGCAGAUUUAUUACCUCAGUAUUUUCCAAAGGUGCUGUCCAGAGCAAAUCACUGACAUGGAUGUCCUCUAGGGUGAUCAGUGGGAGGGAAAGAAAUCUUAAUAAAGCCAAGGGCUUUUGGUUGGCUUCACUGAAGCUGCUUCUCCUGGUGCUUACAGGAUGAUAUCGUUAAGUUCUGCUGCUCUUUUUAGCUCUUUAUGAUCUUAAGAGUGUAGAGUGGUCUUGGCAGCAAGAAGUUGCCUUGUUCAAGAAGUUACCUUGUUAAGUAUUAUUUUAACCUCUACAAUUGUGGGAUUUCUGUGAUACUGUGGCAGUGGUUUUGCAAAAUUGCACUUCUCCACAGAACAGGUGGAAGAUGCUUUUCAAUGUUGAGUCAAUGUAUUGAUGGGGGAAGAGAAAUUGCUGAAGUCUCAGUGGUGGAAGCCGUGACUGACUUAUGAUCCCUUUUUGUGGGUUUAGCGAACAGUUUAUAUUCCAGUUGGUCACAAUUUUUCCUAUUCCCAGGGGAAAGGGUUAUGUUUUAAUCCCAGGCCCACUGGAAGUUAAAGGAGCUUUAGAACUUGAGCAUGAAAACUGCAGCUAAUGGAUGAAAAUGAAACAAAAAGUGCUCUUUCAGAAAGCUGAUGUGGGCCGACUGGAAACGCAUAUUCUACUCUGAUAUCUUAAGGGAACAAUGCAGGGUUAAAAAAAGGAACUUGGAGCGGAUUUGUGGAUCAGAUGCCGUGGGCAUACCACUCAUACCUUGCAUGUAUCGUUUAUUUUAGUCCCUCAUCCCAAGAGCCCUUUGCCUUGCUGUUGAGGAUUCAGGCAUACUCUGGGGAGCGCUGGGGGUGAGGUAACGGGAGCUGCCAGGGAUCCUGGCAGAGUGAACACUGCAGCACCUCCGUGUGUCCUCCACAGGCUUUUGGAAUCUCUGUAAAGGGCUGAAUUUCACAGGUCACAGCAGGGCUGGCUUUGAGUUGUGCUGUUUGGAAGGGUUUGGAGACUUCUGAAAAAUUACGGCAGGCUAUCCUUUUAUAGUGAUUGCAUUUCAGUCUUUGAGGUUUGCUCUUAUGUGCUGCUAAAGAAGAAUAGGAUGGGACCACUGGCUUCCUGUUCACUCAUUGGGAAAGCCUUUAAAGAGAAGUUAUAACUAUCUUCUAGCAGAAGUUACAGAAUUUGCUGCUUUAAAUUUUGUAUGAUGGCUGAUAUCCUUGUCAAAGUAAAGGAAAAAAGUUAACUAAAGGAUUUACAGAAUUGGUAGAUACUUUCUAUUCAAGAGCAGUAGACUACAGAGGAGCAUAUGGCAGAUUUUUUUGGGGAUGAAAUGUUGGGCUUGGUGAUUUCAGCUUAUUUAAUGUUUGGAGUAUUGUUUUCCUAUCCUCAUUUUAUUUUUUUUUUUUUUUGCAUUAAUGAAAGAUAAUGAAUGCUUCUGGCUAUAGAAUUCUAAUUCUGUGGAUGUUUUGGCAAAUGAUCUAGCUGGCAUAAUUUAGAUGGCAAUAUAGCAAACAUAGUAUUUACAUGAUGGAUGGUGGUUGAGCAGACAUUUAAAAAAAAAAAAGUCAUACAAAAUUCACGCAGAUCCUUUUGGCAUUUUAUAACUCUGAAUUUUGUUCCUGUGGCUGCACAUUCUAUGUGCCUACAAUUUCAACAGUUACAGUAUAAAUGACAAAAUGUAAGCAAAUUUUAUCUUGAUAGUGGCCUUGUAAAAGCCUGUUAGGUGUGCACAGAGGUGUGCACUUGUACUCCUGUUUAAAAGUCUCAUCUGGGGCACACAUUAGCUAUUAUUUUAAUGACUAGAAAAUAAUUUUUAUAUAAAUAAAUAUCUCAGAUACUACCAUUUUUUUUCUCUGAUGUAAGAAGUUUUUAAAACUAAGGGCCCUUCAUAGGUGUAAGUUGCAUGAACACACAUCUGUACUGAUCCUAUUCACCAACCAUUUGCUCUCUGAAAAGGGUUUCUGAAAUACCACAGAAAUAGAAAUCCCAUGCACUGGUGGGCUUCAGCUGACUUUUCAUCUUUGUCGACUUUGUCUGAAAUGUCAUCCACUACAGUUUCAGAAAAAAAAAAUUUCUCCUUGCAAAAUCUGGACCAGUGACUCCAGAUUAUGGUUGUAACUAUUUCAGCUUGCCUUUCCCUUUCUUGGAGAGAUAUUUAUAUUGUUUUGCAUCUCAUGUCAAACCAUGUUUUUCUUUCUGCUGAAUUCCGCCAUGUGUUGCUUUGUUUGCAAGUCACUUCCAAGCCAGUAAUCAUAAGCACUCCAUCUGGUUGGGGAGCAGUGUAGUGAUAAUGUAAAAGGACGUUUCCACUAUUCUGUUUAAAAGAAUUCUCCAUCUGUACCAAAUCUGCCAUUUUAAUGAGACUGUAAAGGGGUUUUGUUGCUUUUUUUCUGGAGGGGAGGAGGCUGAUUGUUGAGACGGUUUUUGUCUCGCGUGUUCUGCUAAUUACAUGAUUGUAUCCAAGGCCCUUUCUUUUUCCUAAGCUAAGAAUUACUAUAGGAAUUGGCAGAUCAUGUAAUUCAGGAUGCAAAGGAAUAAAAGGAUCCUGGAAAUUUUACCCAAAAUCUAUAAGACAUUGAUUUUGCCAUUAGUGUUGAGCCUUUCUGUUAUUACCCUUUGUUAAUAGCGUGCAUUGAGAAAUCAUACUGAAUGCUCUAAAACGGAUUCACAAGGUUAAAAAAGAAAAUACAGUGUCACUAUGAUUUAUGGCAGUCAGUAAUCAGAGCUGAAUUGAUGGAUGUGAAUGUGCUGAGAUGAUUUUUUGGUGCUGGCAGAUUUAAAUUUUUCUUUGUGCUUCUCUUUUGUAAUUCUGAUCGUUACUCUUUUAAAAUUAAUGGAGAGGGAAUUGGACAACUGCUCUUGUGGGAAUGUCACAGCCUAAACCAGGCUGGUUUUGUGGAGGUUAAUAGGCAGUGGCCUGGGUCAGCCAUCCACUGGUGUCAUCACAGUGAUGUGAACUUGAAAACCAGGAGCCAGCGACUGGAAAAGCAAAGCAGCCGUAGCAGAAGGAAUGAGUGGGCAGUGUGGGGAGACCGGUGUCAGGGAGCUCCUGAGGGAGCAGCUGGCACCACACCAAGCUGGCACUGGCCACAGCCCUGGGCUGCCUGAGGAACAGGGGCACAGCCCGCCAGCAAAACAGCAGAGACCGUGUGGAAUCCUUGUCCCUAAAAAUGUUCUUUCUCCACUGCCAGCUUGGCUUUGGGAUUGCCAGUUGUGUGUCACUGGCCUGUGCCAGGAGCUGCAGUGCAGGGGCGUGGGGCACCACCCCACAGUGGGCUUGGUCAUCUGCAGGGACUCGUGACUUUCUGUAAAACUGCCCAAUUUAAUCCUUUCAUCUACAAAAGAGACCUAUUUGGCAAGUUUUAAAUUUCAUGUGAUUCCCUUGAAUGCUAUUACAGAAAUCAUCAUAUUUCCUUUCUCCUUGUUCUCAAGCACCUUUUCAAAGGCAGAAGAAAGCUAUUUAGGUACCUGGGCUUUAUUUAGAGGCAACUUUUCUUCAGUUAGAAACAAAAAUUCAGACACUGAAUAGUAAUCCUGUUAUCUUGGCUUUCUGGAACUGGGAUGUUUGCAUUUAUUGUUUUGAAAUUACAGUUCUCAGCCCUCAAAACUAACAGUAAUGCUAAAUCAACAUUCAGUUUUAUAAAUUGAAUAUUCAGGAUACUUUGUUUUGCGUGGUGGCUUGCAGCAACAGCAUUGCUGAGGUAGCUGUGGGGCGGUGAUUGAAAUCUCUGCUACAGGGAGCUCUGUGCAGAUAUGUCAGUGAGGUAAAUUCAUUUAAACUGGCUUGGUCAUCCUUUUGUACUUAUAUUGAGGUAGGAGGCUCCUCCACUCUGCAGACAGCUGUUGGCUUCUCUGUAUUCAGUCAGUGGCAGAAGUGGGUCUUACUCAUGAAUCCUAUCAUGUCAUCAGCAAAAUGUGCAGGAACACAGGUUAGUUGUUAAUAGAAUGUAUCAUCAGUGACAUUAAUGAGGUAUUUUCAAGCCAGGUCCACCUGAGUGCAUGGCUGGUGCACGAGGGCCCCAGAUUUUGCACUUUCUGAAUACAGAGAUGUCUACAUAGAGAACUGGUGUGAUAACAAGUGUGAUAACAACUUUGGUGUUUAAACUCAAGAGUGCAGAGCUCCUCCCUGGUGGCUGCACUCCAAUUGAUGCAAACAUGGAGAUAUAUUUCUAGAAAAUUUAAAUUAUCCCAGUAGUGUUUUACAUACAGCUUAUUUUCUUUCAUCAACACUUCUCAAAUGAGACAUUAGGCCUAUCUUGUCUGACCAAAAUAUUAGGCCAUGAUUAUUUUCCUCCUCUUCGACUUUGCUGUUCUUUUGUGCCAGAGAAUAUCUGUUUCCAGCUCACAGGUGUGAGGCAUGAUGUGUGACAGGCAAGUCACACAUCAUUGCAGUGCAAUUCAGUGGUGAAUUGAAGAGAUUUCAAUAUUCCCUUUCUCAGAAGGUGGGCAUUCUUUAAAGCCACUCCUAAUGUAAGUAACUGUAGGGAAGCACAAAGAAAAUUCCUGUUGCUGAUGAUAGCUUCCAUUGAAGAGGAAGAAGUCUGCUUCUAAAAUCAGGAACUUCUCUCUGGGCUUCCCUCUGAAACAAAAUUAUUUUGCCCUGGUGUUGCUUUUAAUCUCUCUAGUUUAGGACUUGAAGUACAUAGAGAACAGCCUUUUGGUUCAUGAAAAUAGCCUCUAGAACCAGCAACACAAACCUAUCAUAAUUAGUCAUCAGAAAAUCUGAAUAAAUAUAAAAUUACCAUGGAGUGGGAGGCAGGCAUAUGUGGUAUUCAAAACACACGGAGUGUAAAAUGAUGUUAUUGUUGCCUUUAGAAAUAGUUCAAAGUAGUCUGCAUUAGAAAGAGCUGAUAAGCAGAAUGACAAAAGCUUGUUUCAUGAGUGAUUCCAAGCAGCAGUGGUUUUCUGAUCAGCUGAUGCUGCAGCUAUUUUGGGUAUUCCACAGAUCAUGAUUACAUACACGGGGAAUGAUUGGAGGCAGCAAAUAUGGUAAGUGAGCCAGGAAUCCUGGGACACACUCUGUUACUAACUUAACAGUCUUCUAUUCACUUGUCUUUGCCAUUUAAAUCGCCAAGGGAAGUGUAACAAGUGACCGUGCUUAGUUCCUUAAAAAAAAAAAAAAAAAAAAAGAAAAGAAAAAAAAAAAGAAAAGCACUUCCUGAGGCUGCUAUUUUUAGCAAUGGUGCAGUGUCCAAAGUGUUAACUAAUUGAGUCAUCAGGUUUCAUAUCUGGCCACAGAAAAUGGCAGUGGAAGAGGGAGAAUGCUUUCCAGAACAAUCUGACACAAAUGCAAGUUACCUGAGAGCAGCUCGAGCUGGCAACUUGGAAAAGGCUCUUGACUACUUAAAAAAUGGAGUGGACAUCAACAUUUCAAAUCAGAAUGGGUUGAACGCUCUCCAUCUCGCUUCCAAAGAAGGGCAUGUAGAAGUUGUCUCUGAGCUGAUCCAGCGAGGUGCCAGUGUGGAUGCAGCCACAAAGAAAGGAAACACAGCAUUGCACAUAGCAUCCCUCGCUGGACAAGCAGAAGUCGUCAAAGUGUUGGUUACAAAUCGGGCCAAUGUCAAUGCACAGUCUCAGAAUGGCUUCACUCCAUUGUACAUGGCAGCCCAAGAAAACCACCUGGAGGUUGUUAAGUUUCUUCUUGACAAUGGUGCCAGUCAAAGCCUUGCCACAGAGGAUGGUUUCACACCUUUGGCAGUAGCUUUGCAGCAAGGCCAUGACCAGGUGGUUUCCCUGCUGCUGGAAAAUGACACCAAGGGGAAAGUCCGCCUGCCUGCCCUGCACAUCGCGGCUCGCAAGGACGACACCAAGGCGGCGGCUCUGCUGCUGCAGAACGACCACAACGCCGACGUGGAGUCAAAGAUGAUGGUGAAUAGAACAACAGAGAGUGGGUUCACUCCCCUCCACAUAGCUGCUCACUAUGGGAAUAUCAAUGUAGCCACGUUGCUGUUAAAUCGGGGUGCUGCAGUGGACUUCACUGCAAGGAAUGAUAUCACGCCAUUACAUGUUGCAUCAAAAAGGGGAAAUGCAAAUAUGGUCAAACUCCUACUUGAUCGAGGAGCUAAAAUUGAUGCCAAAACAAGGGAUGGGCUGACCCCCCUCCACUGUGGAGCAAGAAGUGGCCAUGAACAGGUUGUAGAAAUGCUGCUGGAUCGUGGUGCCCCUAUUCUUUCCAAAACCAAGAAUGGUUUGUCUCCGUUGCACAUGGCAACACAAGGGGAUCAUCUAAACUGUGUUCAGCUCCUGAUCCAGCACAACGUGCCUGUGGAUGAUGUCACCAAUGACUACCUGACGGCGCUUCAUGUUGCUGCCCACUGCGGCCACUACAAAGUUGCCAAGGUUCUCUUGGAUAAGAAAGCUAAUCCCAAUGCCAAAGCACUGAAUGGUUUCACACCUCUUCACAUUGCCUGCAAGAAGAACAGAAUAAAAGUAAUGGAACUUCUUCUAAAGCACGGUGCAUCAAUUCAAGCUGUAACUGAGUCGGGCCUAACUCCAAUCCAUGUUGCUGCCUUCAUGGGACAUGUAAAUAUUGUAUCACAGCUAAUGCAUCAUGGAGCAUCCCCCAACACUACCAAUGUGAGAGGAGAGACAGCGCUGCACAUGGCAGCCAGAGCUGGCCAGACAGAGGUCGUCCGGUACCUGGUACAGAACGGAGCCCAGGUGGAGGCAAAAGCCAAGGAUGACCAAACGCCGCUGCACAUUUCUGCCCGCCUGGGGAAGGCAGACAUCGUGCAGCAGCUGCUGCAGCAGGGAGCCUCUCCCAACGCGGCCACCACCUCAGGCUACACACCCCUGCACCUUUCUGCUCGGGAAGGGCACGAAGAUGUAGCUGCUGUUCUUUUGGAUCACGGUGCAUCGCUGUCUAUCAUCACCAAGAAAGGAUUCACUCCACUACAUGUGGCUGCAAAGUAUGGGAAAAUUGAGGUAGCCAACCUCCUGCUUCAGAAGAAUGCAUCUCCUGAUGCUUCUGGAAAGAGCGGUUUAACACCACUGCAUGUAGCUGCACACUACGAUAAUCAAAAAGUGGCCCUCCUCCUGUUGGACCAGGGAGCUUCACCUCACGCCUCUGCCAAGAAUGGUUACACACCCCUGCACAUAGCUGCCAAGAAGAACCAGAUGGACAUUGCAACCACCCUGCUGGAAUACGGCGCCGACGCCAACGCCGUCACCCGGCAGGGCAUCGCCCCCGUGCACCUCGCCUCCCAGGACGGCCACGUGGACAUGGUGUCACUGCUGCUCUCCAGAAAUGCUAAUGUCAACCUCAGCAACAAGAGUGGACUGACGCCCCUGCACCUGGCUGCCCAAGAGGACAGGGUCAAUGUAGCAGAGGUUCUGGUUAACCAGGGAGCUGCUGUUGAUGCACAGACAAAGAUGGGAUACACUCCUUUGCACGUUGGCUGCCACUACGGAAACAUAAAAAUCGUCAACUUCCUUCUGCAGCACUCUGCGAAAGUCAAUGCCAAAACGAAGAACGGGUACACGCCGCUGCACCAGGCGGCACAGCAGGGGCACACGCACAUCAUCAACGUCCUGCUCCAGCACGGCGCCGCGCCCAACGAGCUCACUGUGAAUGGAAACACUGCCCUCGCCAUUGCUAAGAGACUUGGCUACAUUUCAGUUGUUGACACGCUGAAGGUGGUGACAGAAGAGACCAUGACUACAAUUACUGUUACAGAAAAGCACAAAAUGAAUGUACCAGAAACCAUGAAUGAAGUUCUUGAUAUGUCAGAUGAUGAAGUUCGUAAAGCCAAUGCCCCUGAAAUACUCAGUGAUGCUGAAUAUUUGUCAGAUGUUGAAGAAGGUGAGGAUGCAAUGACAGGCGAUACAGACAAAUACCUCGGACCCCAGGAUCUGAAAGAGCUGGGAGAUGAUUCUCUGCCUGCUGAAGGAUACAUGGGCUUCAGCCUGGGAGCGCGCUCUGCCAGUCCAAAAGUCAGCCUCCGCUCCUUCAGUUCGGAUAGGUCCUACACGCUGAACAGGAGCUCCUAUGCCCGGGACAGCAUGAUGAUUGAGGAGCUGCUGGUGCCAGCCAAGGAUCAGCACCUGACGUUUCAAAGGGAGUUUGAUUCUGAUUCUCUCAGGCACUAUAGCUGGGCUGCAGACACCUUGGACAAUGUUAACCUUGUUUCGAGUCCCAUCCAUUCUGGUUUCCUGGUGAGUUUUAUGGUGGAUGCACGCGGGGGUUCCAUGCGGGGCAGUCGGCACCAUGGCAUGAGGAUCAUCAUCCCGCCGCGGAAGUGCACGGCGCCCACCCGCAUCACCUGCCGCCUGGUCAAGAGGCACAAACUGGCCAGCCCACCACCCAUGGUUGAAGGAGAAGGAUUGGCAAGUCGCCUUGUAGAAAUGGGGCCAGCAGGGGCACAGUUUUUAGGCCCUGUCAUAGUGGAAAUCCCGCAUUUUGGAUCAAUGCGAGGCAAGGAAAGAGAACUGAUCGUGCUCCGAAGUGAGAACGGUGAAACGUGGAAAGAGCACCAGUAUGACAGCAAACAUGAAGACUUAACUGAAAUACUAAAUGGCAUGGAUGAAGAGCUGGACAGCGUGGAGGAGCUGGAGAAGAAGCGGAUCUGCAGGAUCGUCACCAAGGAUUUCCCCCAGUACUUUGCGGUGGUUUCCCGCAUCAAGCAGGAGAGCAACCAGAUCGGCCCCGAGGGCGGGGUGCUGAGCAGCACCACGGUGCCGCGCGUGCAGGCCUCCUUCCCCGAGGGGGCUCUGACCAAGAGAAUCCGCGUCGGCCUCCAGGCUCAACCAGUUCCAGAAGAGAUUGUCAAAAAAAUCCUUGGAAACAAAGCAACAUUCAGUCCCAUUGUCACUGUGGAGCCAAGAAGAAGAAAAUUCCAUAAGCCAAUAACCAUGACAAUUCCUGUGCCACCUCCAUCAGGAGAAGGAGUAACCAACGGGUACAAAGGAGACACGACUCCCAGCCUACGACUCCUAUGUAGCAUUACAGGAGGCACUUCGCCUGCGCAGUGGGAGGACAUCACGGGCACCACUCCGCUGACGUUUUCGAACGACUGUGUCUCCUUCACCACCAAUGUUUCUGCCAGAUUUUGGCUCGCAGACUGCCACCAAGUACUAGAGACUGUUGGGCUGGCAACACAGCUUUAUAGAGAAUUAAUAUGUGUUCCUUAUAUGGCAAAGUUUGUGAUAUUUGCCAAAAUGAAUGACCCUGUGGAAUCCAAUUUGCGCUGCUUCUGCAUGACUGAUGACAAAGUGGACAAAACUUUGGAGCAACAAGAGAACUUUGAGGAAGUUGCAAGAAGCAAAGACAUUGAGGUUCUUGAAGGAAAACCUAUUUAUGUUGAUUGCUAUGGAAAUCUGGCUCCUUUGACUAAAGGAGGACAGCAGCUUGUUUUUAAUUUUUAUGCUUUCAAAGAAAAUAGACUGCCAUUUUCUAUCAAGGUAAGAGACACCAGCCAGGAACCCUGUGGUCGAUUAUCAUUUUUGAAAGAACCAAAGACUACAAAAGGACUGCCACAAACAGCUGUUUGCAACUUGAAUAUCACUCUGCCAGCACACAAAAAGGAAACAGAGUCAGAUCAAGAUGAUGAGACGGAGAAAGCUGACCGGCGCCAGAACUUCGUCUCCCUUGCUUUACGUAAGCGCUACAGCUAUCUGACUGAGCCUGGAAUGAAAACAGUUGAACGGAGUGCAGGAGCAACAAGAUCCCUACCUGCUACUUACUCAUACAAGCCAUUCUUUUCAACACGGCCAUAUCAGUCAUGGACAACAGCUCCAAUUACAGUGCCUGGGCAAACCAAAUCAGGCUUCACUUCCUUAUCAAGCUCUUCCUCUAACACUCCUACAGCUUCCCCAUUAAAAUCAAUAUGGUCUGUUUCUUCUACUUCUCCAAUCAAAUCCACAUUAGGAGCUUCUACCACAUCUUCAGUUAAAUCUGUUAGCGAUGUAGCAUCUCCAAUUAGAUCAUUUCGGACAAUCUCUUCGCCAAUAAAAACUGUGGUCUCGCAGCCUCCCUACAACAUGCAGGUUACUUCAGGCUCUUUCAUCAGAGCUCCCGCAGUCACAGAAGCUGCCAGUCUCAAAGGGCUGGCCUCCACUACCACAUUCCCCUCUCGGACAUCUCCAGUGACUACAGCAGGAUCUCUCUUGGAGAGAUCAUCCAUAACCAUGACGCCUCCAGCAUCCCCCAAAUCCAACAUUAGCAUGUACUCUUCAAGCUUGCCACUUAAAUCGGUCAUCACAUCAGCAUCUUCACUUUUAUCGUCCCCUCUAAAGUCAGUGGUGUCACCUGCUAAGUCAGCAGUUGAUGCUGUUUCAUCCACUAAAGUCAUGAUGGCCUCGUCUCUCUCGUCGCCAGCAAAACAUGUAGCUGGGCACACAGAUGUACCAUUGCUCAAUGGGUCUGUGUCACCUCUGAAAUAUCCAUCUUCUAGCAACUUAAUAAAUGGAUCCAAAGCUGCAGGUGUUUUUCAAGACAAGAUCUCUGCAGCUGCACAUUCUGCAACUUGUGCCGCUAACGCAGUUGCUGACACGGCUGAGAGAGUGCUUUCAACAGCUACAACAAUGUCAUUUUCUCCACUCAGGUCAUUUGUGUCUUCAGCACCAUCAGCUUUCCAGACAAUGAGAACUCCUCCUGCAGGUGCUUUGUACACAGCCCUUGGGUCAAUAUCUGCAACUACCUCAUCAGUAACUUCAUCAACAAUAACAGUGCCAGUAUAUUCUGUAGUCAAUGUUUUGUCUGAACCAGCAUUAAAGAAGCUCCCAGAGUCGUCUUCACUUACAAAAUCAGCCGCUGCAUUACUGUCACCUAUUAAAACAUUGACUACAGAGGCACGCACGCAGCCUACCUUUACUCGAACUUCAUCUCCAGUAAAGUCAUCCUUGUUUUUAGCACCCUCUGCUCUCAAAUUGUCCACACCAUCUUCCUUAUCCUCCAGUCAGGAGAUAUUGAAAGAUGUUGCUGAAAUGAAAGAGGAUCUGAUAAGAAUGACUGCAAUAUUGCAGACAGAUGUCGCAGAGGACAAGCCGUUCCAACCUGACAUACCAAGAGAGGGUAGAAUUGAUGAUGAAGAGCCCUUUAAAAUUGUUGAGAAAGUAAAAGAGGACUUAGUAAAAGUUAGCGAGAUUCUGAAAAAGGAUGUGUGUUUAGAAAGUAAAGGGUCGGCUAAAGUACCCAAAAGUGAUCAAGGACACCUGUCUGAGGAUGACUGGGUAGAGUUCAGUACAGAGGAGAUUGAUGAAGCGAGACAGCAAGCUUUGACAAGCCCUCCUAUAUCUGUUCCAGAGAAGGUCCAAAUUAAAACUAAAACCAUGUCGGACAAGGAUUAUAGCUUGUCAAAAGUUAUUGAUUACUUAGCAAAUGAUAUCGGUAGCAGUUCAUUAACAAACAUAAAGUACAAGUUUGAAGAGGGGAAAAAAGAAGGUGAAGAGAGACAAAAGCGCAUUUUAAAACCAGCCAUCGCUUUGCAGGAACAUAAACUUAAAAUGCCUCCAGCCUCCAUGAGGCCUUCAACGUCGGAAAAGGAGUUAUGUAAAAUUGCAGACUCCUUUUUUGGAACAGACACUAUUUUAGAGUCUCCAGAUGACUUUUCUCAACAUGAUCAAGAUAAAAGUCCCUUGUCUGACAGUGGCUUUGAAACGAGGAGUGAAAAGACACCCUCUGCCCCACAAAGUGCUGAAAGCACAGGGCCAAAACCGCUUUUCCACGAUGUGCCCAUCCCUCCUGUCAUUACAGAAACAAGAACUGAAGUAGUUCAUGUCAUCCGCAGCUACGAACCGUCUUCAGAAGAUAUUCCUGAGCAGAAGGCAGAGGAGCUGCCAGCCUCAAAACCUUCCCCUACAUUUAUGGAGCUGGAGCAAAAACCUUCUGGGUCCAUUAAAGAGAAGGUUAAAGCUUUUCAAAUGAAAGCCAGUGGCAGUGAAGAAGACGACCAUAAGUGCGUCCUCAGUAAAGGUGUCCGAGUAAAAGAAGAAACUCAUAUCACUACAACAACAAGGAUGGUUUAUCAUAAACCUCCAUGCACAGAAAGUACCUCUGAAAGAAUUGAGGAAACAAUGUCUGUUCAUGACAUAAUGAAAGCCUUUCAGUCUGGACGUGACCCUUCCAAAGAACUGGCAGGUCUGUUUGAACAUAAAUCAUCAGUAACAUCCGAUGUUAGCAAGUCUGCUGAAACUUCACCACAACAUGCAGAGAAGGACAGCAAAAUGAAACCCAAACUGGAGCGAAUAAUAGAGGUCCAUAUUGAACAAGGUAAUCAGGCUGAACCUACUGAAGUCAUUAUUAGAGAAACAAAAAAGCAUCCAGAAAAAGAAAUGUAUGUAUAUCAGAAAGACUUACCUCGGGGAGAUAUUAACUUAAAAGAGUUGGAAAAACAUGAUACUUUUCCUUGUUCAGAUGAACAAGGUCAGCAAGAAGAAGAGGAGCUCACGGCCGAAGAGUCACUUCCUUCUUAUCUGGAAUCCUCUAGAGUUAACACUCCCGUGUCCCAGGAAGAAGACAGUCGCCCUAGUUCUGCUCAACUCAUGUCUGAUGACUCUUACAAAACACUGAAGCUUUUGAGUCAGCACUCAAUAGAAUACCAUGAUGAUGAGUUGUCAGAACUAAGAGGGGAGUCUUACAGGUUUGCUGAGAAAAUGCUUCUUUCAGAAAAGCUAGAUGUGUCUCAUUCUGAUACUGAGGAGUCAGUUACUGACCAUGCUCUACCCCUUAGUGCAGAGUUACAGGGGACUGAUAAACGAUGCAGAGAAAAAGUAGCUACUGCCCCCAAAAAAGAGAUUCUCUCCAAAAUCUAUAAAGAUGUAUCUGAAAAUGGUGUAGGUAAAAUGUCUAAGGAGGAUCAUUAUGAUAAAGUGACAGUGUUACACUACACUGGAGAUGUUAGUAGUCACAAACAUGCAAUGUGGAUGCGCUUUACUGAGGACAGAUUAGACAGAGGUAGAGAAAAGUUGAUAUAUGAAGACAGGGUGGACAGGACUGUUAAAGAGGCGGAAGAAAAACUUACUGAAGUAUCCCAGUUUUUUCGGGAUAAAACAGAAAAGCUGAAUGAUGAGCUACAGUCUCCAGAGAAAAAGCAGCAUAAAAAAAAUGGCAAGGAAAUACAUUCUAGCCAGAGCUCUGCCAGCAGCAGCCCUGAGAAAGUUCUGCUCUCUGAAUUGCCAUCAUCUGGGGAUGAAUGGAGUAAGGUGAAGCAAUAUGCACAUGAUGGGAAGUGCUUUCCCAAGGUGGAUGAAAGAAAAGCAUCCAGUUUGCCCAGCAGUCCUGAAAAAAGGAUAUAUGUGCAACCUGUAGAGGACUCUAAACGACCUAUGGAACACAAAGGAAGUGCUCAGCAGACUGGAGUGCCUGAGACUGGGUUUCAGCUGAAGCAAUCAAAGCUCAGUUCCAUUAGGCUUAAAUUUGAACAAGGUAUAACUCCCAGAAGUAAGGAUGUAACUCAAGAAGAAAAAAAGCUGGAUGGUCAGUCCAAAAUUCCAGUUAAAAAAUCGCAAGAAAGUAAGUUACCAGUGUAUCAGUCCUAUCCAAGAGAGAAGCACGCAAAGCAAAUAGAGGUCAUUGAUGGGAGCACAGCUUUGCAGAAAGAGGUGAAAAUACAGGAAGACCUUGUUCCAGGUAAAGGGAAAGCUGUGGAAGACUCUCGUGCUUCAGACACACAAAGAACUGAGAUGAGGAAAAGCGUGCCAGAAUGCUUUUCAGAACCACGGGCAAAAGACCUGGCAUAUGGCUCAGACUCAACAAUGAAGGGACACUGGGACAAAAAAAUCUAUAGGACAUGGGAAAGUCCUGGAACUUCUAACCAUAAAGCACAGAAGGAAAAGCUUUCACAUGUGCUGGUUCCAGAUACAGUAAAAGAAAAUCAUAUUGAUCAUGCUGAAUCUAAAACUGACCAAAAAAGUGAAUUUAUCACUGUGACAGAGCACAAAGUGGCCUCAAAUGGAAUCCAUUCAGAAGAAGUGAAGGAAGUGACUGUAAAAUCCCCCUCAAAAAGGGUUUUAUACAGAGAAUUUGUUGUCAGGGAUGGGGAACGUAAUGGUGAAGUGGCCGAUAAAAUAUCCAAAAGGAAAGAAGAAAUUGCUGUGUCCCAUAUUCCAGUCCGAAUUGUUGAGGAGAAGAGAGCCAUGCUUGAUGGUGUCUAUGAACUUUCAGCUAAAGUAUCCCAGUCAGCUGUGAUUCAGGAGAAAGUUGAAAGACAGAUUGAUUAUGUGGAAGAUGAAAAAAUAAAGCAUUCAGAAGUCAGAAAAGUCACCAAGCAGCAGAGCUCAAUAGGUCUAAGUCCUCCUGCUGAGGAAACAGAGCUAUCCCCUAGCAAAUCACCAGAUUCUUUAGAAUGUAGCCCAGGAAAGGAAUUUCCUUCAAGUGACAUAGUUGACCCCGGUGCUAGCAAUUACUUGAAUAAAGUUGCACCACUAGUAAGCACUGAGGGAGUAAAAGAAAUUAAAACCUUACCUGUUUAUGUCAGUUUUGUUCAAGUAGGAAAGCAGUAUGAGAAAGAGGUGCAACAAGGAAGUAUUAAAAAAAUUGUCAGUCAGGAAAGUAAGACAGUACAAGAGACGAGGGGGACAUUUUACACAGCUAGGCAGCAAAAACAACCUCCUUCUCCACAAGGUAGUCCAGAAGAUGACACACUAGAACAAGUGUCCUUUAUAGACAGCUCUGGUAAAAGCCCUUUAACACCAGAAACACCGAGUUCAGAGGAAGUGAGUUAUGAGUUUACAUCUAAAACACCUGACUCACUAAUAGCUUAUAUCCCAGGCAAGCCCAGCCCUAUUCCUGAGGUGUCUGAGGAGUCAGAGGAGGAAGCAGAGGCUAAGUCAACAUCUGUGAAACAGGCAGAGGUUGAGGAACCACAGAUUGACAAAACAUUACCUAAUCUUAUAAAUAAGGACUCUAACAAAAGACCCAAAGGUAACAGAGUUGCCUAUAUUGAAUUCCCUCCUCCUCCACCACUGGAUGCAGAUCAAGGCGAAUCAGAAAAGAAGCCUCAUUAUUCCACUGAGAGUGAAAUGGAGAUGACUGAAGUGAAUUUGCAAGAUGAACAUGACAAGUGCCAACUGGCUGAACCUGUCAUCAGAGUACAGCCACCUUCUCCUGUACCACCGGGAGCAGAUGUCAGUGACUCCAGUGACGAUGAAUCCCUCUAUCAACCUGUUCCGCUUAAAAAGUAUACGUUCAAACUGAAAGAGCUGGAAGAUGACCAGAAAGAAACCUCAAAACCCAAAGCCCCUGAAAAGAUUGAGAAACAGAAAGAGUUAGGACAUCCCACUUCUGGGAAACCCAAUGAGUUUGACACUGGGCUUGAUUCACCCCAGAAUGAUGUAGUGCAAAAUGGGAGUAACAAUGACCAGUCUGUCACAGAGUGUUCCAUAGCAACCACUGCAGAAUUCUCCCAUGAUACCGAUGCGACAGAGAUUGACUCUCUUGACGGUUAUGAUUUGCAAGAUGAAGAUGAUGGUUUAACUGAGAGUGAUUCUAAACUUGCAGGUCCGGCAGUUGAAACCAAAAAGGACGUAUGGACUACAGAAGGCAUUCUAAAGCAGACUGAUCGCUGCUUUAGCCAGAGUAAGCUUGAAGUCAUUGAGGAGGAAGGCAAGGUAGGCCCUGAAGAAGACAAGACACCUUCAAAAGGUCCAUCUUCUGACAAAGCUGGAGAUAAGAGCGAUAAGAAGUCAGGGGCACAGUUUUUCUCUUUGGAAGGCAGACACCCUGACAGGACUGUAUUUCCUGACUCGUAUUUCAGUUACAAAGUAGACGAAGAAUUCGCAACACCUUUCAAAACUGUGGCCACCAAGAGUCUAGAUUUUGACCCGUGGUCGAAUAACCGAGGUGACGAUGAAGUGUUUGAGACUAAAUCAAGGGAUGAUGAGGCUAAGCCAUUUGGUCUGGCAGUGGAAGACAGAUCUCAAGCAACAACACCUGACACAACACCAGCCAGAACUCCAACAGAUGAGAGUACGCCAACUAGCGAGCCCAACCCCUUCCCAUUUCAUGAGGGGAAGAUGUUUGAGAUGACUCGCAGUGGUGCAAUUGACAUGAGCAAGAGGGAUUUUGUUGAAGAAAGACUCCAAUUUUUUCAGAUUGGUGAGCAUACUUCUGAAGGGAAGUCAGGGGACAAGGGGGAAGGGGAUAAAAGUACAGUCACUGCCAUCACACAGCCACAGGCAGGGGACAGCACUGUAGAAACAAACCUAGAGAGACCAGUAGAAACAACAGCAGUUGAAAAUAAGCCCGGCAUCCAGGCCAGUGGAGAUUGCAUGGAACAAACACUUGGUAGUAACUCACUGGAGAAAUCAUCGGCAGCAGUAAACGCUUCCAAAGUUGAUCCCAAAUUGCGCACACCAAUUAAAAUGGGAAUUUCUGCUUCCACCAUGACUCUGAAGAAAGAUGGCCCUGGCGAAGUGACAGAUAAGAUAGAAGCUGUGAUGCCAAGUGGUGAGGGAUUAGAAAAUGAAACUGUAGCAGUGAUUGCGAGUUCAGCUUCUAGCCAGACAAGCUGUAGGCAAACAGAAAACACUGAUUUUCCAAAAGAUAAUUUUAAUAACAACAACAAUUUGGAUUCAUCUGCUGUCCCUACAGAUGAUAUUACCUGUAAUGUAGUGAUAAAAGAACAUUUGGAACCGAAAUGUUCCCUCCAGAAAGCUAAUCAAGUGAAAAGCACUUCAGGAAAAGGUACAGGGACAACACAAGGACACAGAGUAAGAGAUAAGCAAAAACCCUAUGGAGAGCAGCAGAAGUCAACAGAGUUGGUAGGAGCUAGAGGAAAAUCAAAGCUUCCUAUAAAGGCCAGCUCAGUAAAACAAGUCUUUUCCCAAAAUAAUCUCCAAAGCAAUACAGGGAGUAAAGCAAAAGAGGCUAGUAAGCCUAACAAAGCAAAACAAAAUAAUUCUUCUCCCUGUCUAGAAGCAAGGUCUAGGAUUCCUGUAAAAAGCACACAUAGGAGUAAUCUAGCUAGAAGAACUCCAGCCCUGCCAAAACAAGAGCAGGUAGACAAAGAAAAACCAAAACAACUUCCUUCUAAAUUACCAGUAAAGGUAAGAUCUACCUCCGUCACCAUGACAACAGUUAAAGUAAAGAAAAAUCAGCUUAGGGAGGUAUGUAAACAUUCUAUUGAAUAUUUUAAGGGAAUUAGUGGUGAGACAUUAAAGCUUGUGGAUCGUCUUUCUGAUGAAGAGAAAAAGAUGCAGUCAGAGGUCUCUGAUGAUGAAGAAGACAGUACAUCAAGGAACACAUCCUUAUCAGAAGCUACUCAAGUUUACCUGCCUUCCAUUACACCGAAGUCUGCUAGAGACAUGAGAACAGAGGCAGCAUCUAUAAAAUCAAAGAUUGAAAAGGCCGACAGUGAGAGGAGGAGGAGUAAGAGGACUGGUCCACAGAGUCCAUGUGAACGGACAGAUAUAAGGAUGGCAAUUGUAGCUGAUCACCUAGGACUUAGCUGGACAGAACUGGCAAGAGAACUGAAUUUUUCUGUGGAUGAAAUAAAUCAAAUCCGAGUAGAAAACCCAAAUUCUCUUAUUGCUCAAAGCUUCAUGUUAUUAAAAAAAUGGGUUACCAGAGACGGCAAAAAUGCUACAACUGAUGCCUUAACUUCUGUACUGACAAAAAUUAAUCGAAUAGAUAUUGUGACCCUGUUGGAAGGACCAAUAUUUGAUUAUGGAAAUAUUUCAGGCACCAGAAGUUUUGCAGAUGAAAAUAACGUAUUUCAUGAUCCCAUUGAUGGUUAUCCCUCCAUUCAAGUGGAACUGGAAACUCCCACUGGGUUGCGCUUCGUGCCGCCCACCCCUUUGCACCAGGACGAUUUCCUUAGCGACUCCUCUAGCCUAGAGUCACCCCUUAGAACUCCCAGUAGACUGAGUGACGUGUUAGUGACCUCCCAGGGACACGUAGAUGGUACAGCAGCAGCACCGCCAGUGGUGACUGAAGAGGACACUUCACUGGAUGACAGCAAAGUUGAUUUCUCAGUGCCUAGAGAAGGAACACCUAAAGAUAUUUCCGUAGGCGAGAGCCAGUUGGAGGAAGUGGACCUUAAAGAUUUUCCGCGGUAUCUCGGUAGUUAUGGUGGGAUAUCCAAAGAUGCUAAACAAAGGCAGAGUGAAGAGACUAGUAAAAGAGGAGUGAGGACUGAACAGCCUGAGAGAGAAAAGUCUGGUACUGAUGAGGAGAUGACGGCAGAAAAGUUUAAGUCUCUGUUUGAGGACAUUCAUCUGGAAGAAGGAGCUGAGUCUGAGGAGAUGACGGAAGAAAGAGUGUGGUCAAUUCUUAAAGGUGUUCAACAAGCAGAACGCGAAAUGUCUUCAAUUACAGGUUGGCAGCCUGACUCCUCCAGCGUCUCCGAGGUGCCGACGUCGGGGCGCAGGAUAGGCGGCAGCCUGCUGGAUCGCUUGGACGAGAGUUCGGACCAAUGCCGGGAUUCUGUUACCUCAUAUGUCAAAGGAGAAGGGAAGCCAGAAACAAAUGGAAGCCUAUCUGAGUCCACAUCAGAGGCAAAAACUAAAUCCUACAUCCAGGAAGCUUUAAAUGAUGUGGGAAAACACAGUGACAAAGAAGCCCUGAAAACAAAGUCCCAGAUCUCAACUGCUACUGAUGAGCAAACAUUAUCAUCAACAGCAUAUCAGAAAUCUUUGGAAGAGACCAGCAAGCCAACAACAGAAGGCAGCAAAACAUCUGUGCCUGUCAGUGUGAAGAAGAUGGGCUGGAGUACUUCUGAGGAUGGCAAGCCAAGAACAAGCAUCCAAGAGGAGGAGGGAGCAAUAAUGUCUGAACAGAAGGGUGAGGAAGCAAAAAACAUUCCUGGUGAAUCUGUAAGAGAGGAACAGUUUACCGAUGAAGAAGGCAACGUCAUCACGAGAAAAAUCACCCGGAAGGUAGUCAGACGUGUUGUUAUCCCCCACGAGAGGAAAGUUGGUGAAAUGCAGGGAGAAGCUUAUAAGGUUAAGACAAAGAAAGAAGUCAGACACGUGGAGAAGAAAAGUUACUCAUGAAAGCUAAAAGCCAACCACUGAACGUGUGCUUUUACUGCCAGUAUUCUAGAGGGACACUCCUGGAAGAAAAAUCAACAGGAAUUAAACAUUCACCUAUAAAAGUGUGCGUGUGUUUGCUGCUUCCCCACAUUAACCGCAUGAUUUUUAUGCAAAAAUUUAAAAAACCAAACAAAAAAAAUCCCAAACAAAAAAAUUAAUUUAGCAUGAGCCAAUUUACAGAGCAUGGAAAUUCACAUUCAUUCACAGGAUUGGAGGGUACUCAGUUACCAAUGCAGUGUAUAUACAAGAUGCCAUGCUGUUAACAGCUUCUCUCAAGCAGUUUGAUGUCAUCUCAAAAGAAAUAAAUUCCUGUGGCCAGAGAGGAUGUGCGAAGACGAAAUGGUUAAACCAUGGAAAGACACUAAAAAUACUAAAAUCCACAACAGCUCGCCUUAUUUUUCUUGGACCCAAACUGUCAGGGUAUAAAACACUAUUUGUUUCUUUUUUAAACAUCAAUAGUUUUGCUGUAAAUAAAUAACACUGUAUAAAUUCUAACAAAAUAGAAUAAGUGUUGAUAAGGCACUGCCUUUUCGAUCACAAACAGAAUAUUGCAAAUGCAUUGAGCAGGCUAGGUGUCUCAAAUGGCUGCACCUACAGGGAUAUUCUGGGUGUAUCUUCACAGAUUCUUGUAUAUUAGCAAUUAUAAUGUUUGUAUAUGCAAAAUCGCUAGCUUGAUUUUAAAAAAAUCUUUAAAAUCUGCUGCAAAUUUAAAUGAUUCCCAAAAUGAGGAAUUCUGUAGUUCUGUGAAAAUUUUUCUUCAGAGUACUAAUAUUUUGAUGCAUGUGUUUCACCUUAUUUUGAUUAAAUCUUUUCCAGUUUUGCAAACACUAUUCCGCAACAUGAAAAAUAAGAUUUUAUCUGUAAACACAAAGCCCUUCAUCUAAUAUUUGUUGCUGUUGCCAAUUUUUCAAUGAAAUGACCUAAGACCCAUAACAUAUACAGUAGUUGCAUUAUGGGGAGGGGGGUGCUAUCUGUUCUUGCUUUAUAAUGGGGGUAAUGCUUGCAGCUUUAGAAGUGGGUUGGUGCUCUAAGGAGCAAAAGUUUGGGAUAUUUUUAAAUGAACUGAAGAGAAAUUAUUAGCUAAUAGACUGGCAGCACGCUGUAAAAUUAUUACUGUAUUGUGUACUGGCUAUAAGAUGUAGAAUCUUUCAGUAAGCCAAUCAUCUGUAAUCAUCCUAGCAGUGUAAUAUUAGGUUGUUAAGGCUGCUGUGUUUUAAAGGGCAUUUUUAUUUGGUUUUUGGUGAAAUACUUUAAUUUGUUGAUUAUAUUCAUAUGGAAACAGCAUUCAUUGAUAAUAGCUCUAAUUACAUAUGUAUGAAAACAACAAACACUGGAUGAUCUAGUUGAUUAUUUAAGCAUAAAAUAAAUUGUGUUAAAACUCUUGGA